AUGGCAGGCAUCUCGUACGAUGACUCCGGCUCGCUCGCGAGCUACUUUGGCGUCACAUGCCUCACCCUCUUUCUCAUACCCUGGACCUUCUUGUCCCUCAGACCGAAAAAGAAGCAUACUUCAAAACCACUUUGCCCCUGUCCCGAAUGCCGACAAUCACCCGCCCGCAUAGACAAGCUCAAGAAAUCAUCCCGGCGGUCAUCAGGCAUCAAACGCGUCUUUCUCUUGCUUGCUGCUUGGACUUUCCUCGGCUACCUCAUCUACAACCUGGCAAUUGCUCCCAAGGCUCAAGGCGGGACAGUGUACAACCCCUUUGAGAUUCUUGGUCUGAGUAGCGCGUCUACGGAAAAGCAGAUCAAGAAGCACUACAAGAAGCUUUCAUUGCAAUUCCACCCAGACAAACUCAAGCUUGCCGAGAACCAAACGCAAGAAGAGGCCGAGGAGAAAUACAUCGAAAUCACCAAAGCCUACAAGUCUCUGACUGACGAGGUCACCCGCGAGAACCUUGCCAAGUACGGCAACCCAGACGGGCCUCAGCAGCGAGAAGACAAGAUUGCCAUUCCCAAGUGGAUUGUCGAAGGCAACAAUGGAAUCCUCGUUCUUGCCGUGUAUGGCAUUGUGCUUGGUGGUGGAAUCCCCUGGAUUGUUGGCCGAUGGUGGUUCACCCAACGUCGUCUCACCCGGGACAAUAUCCUCAACGCCACUGCCGACAUCUUCUUCCAGCACCUCAAGGAAGACACCGACUUUACCAAUCUCAUUGCCAUCAUUGCUGCCUCUCUUGAAGUCGCUGCCGUCGUAGGCGGAAGCAAAGUCGACAAAAAGACGAAGAAGGCCAAGCAGAGCAAGGUGGAAGAGCUGGAAGAGACCAUCACCAAGGUCAAAGCGGAAAACUUUAUCCAGGAAGACCCAAUCAUGAGAAAGUCCAGCAGGGUCCCUGUGACCAGCGGGGCCGACCGUCGAGCUCGAGCUCUGAUUUGGGCGCAUCUCUUGCGAAUUGAGAUUACCGACUCCGAGAUGCGCGUAGACCAGCUCGCUGUGUUGCGUGUCCUUCCUCCUCUUUUGAACGCUCUCAACAAUAUCUCGCAGACCCGCAGCUGGCUUGGUGUCUCGCUUCGGUGCAUUGAGCUCCAGCCCGCGCUCGUCCAAGCGGUGCCGGCGGGUGUGUAUCCCUUGGCUCAGCUUCCCGGUAUUUCGUUCGAAAAGGCCUUUGAGGAGCAGGUCGUGAGAAAGGCCGAGGGCGAUUUGUGGCUUGAAAAGUGGGUCAGUUCGAGGGAGGGACAUGAUGAGGCGUUUGAGGUCGCAAAAUACUGGCCAAGAUUGGAAGUCGUCGAUGCCGAAUACAAAGUCGAGGACUCGAAAGUCAUCACUCCCAGCUCCAUCUGCAACUUGGUCGUCAAGCUCCGAUACGUCUAUCCCACCACUCCUCUUUCCGCCCGCGCCAAACCUAUCCAGAUGCUUCCUCCCUCUGAACGUCCCCAGGGCGCCAAGGUAGAUGACGACGUUGCUUCGAUCGAAGCUGCCGUCAAGGAAGCUAGCGAGAACGGUACGCCUAGUGUCAAGGAUGUCAAGGAAAAGGUGGCCAAACAGGCUGCCCCUGCCGUGAACGGCUUUGCCCAUACCCCCCGCUGGCCCCAGCUUCGCAAGCCCCAGUGGUUCUUGCUCCUGGGCGACUCCAAGAUCAACAAGGUCAUGGUGCCCCCUAUCAAGAUUACGGAUAUCCCUCUCCCCAAGGAGGAUGGGACGCCGGGCGAGACGAAAGAAUUCAAGCUGCAGUUCCAGGCGAUGCCGGUGGUUAAUUUGUACUCGUUUGUGGUGCAUUUGAGGAGCGAUACGUUUCUGGGUGGGGAUGUGCAGGUGCCUCUGAUGUUGAAGGUGGAGGAAGCGCCUUUAGAGUCGGACUCGGACUAUGAAGGAGACGACAUCUCCGAACCCGACGAGGAUACUCUCGCCGGGCAGAUGGCCAUGAUGAGAGGAGACAAGGUCAAGCCUUCCAAGGUGCAUGGCCAAUAUGACAGCGACAGUGAGAGUGACCUUGAUGAUGACCAAGGAGAUGAGAGUGAGAGUGAGAGUGAGGGAGAAGUGGAUGGGGAUCCCAGGAGAGGGAAAGCGUAUAAUGUGGAUACUAGCGAUAGCGAAUAA
Molecule: messenger RNA, 2139 nt
Organism: Cryptococcus wingfieldii CBS 7118
Lineage: Eukaryota; Fungi; Basidiomycota; Tremellomycetes; Tremellales; Cryptococcaceae
Product: translocation protein SEC63
Exons: 5
Coding region: 1-2139 (712 amino acids)
Biological process (GO): post-translational protein targeting to endoplasmic reticulum membrane; SRP-dependent cotranslational protein targeting to membrane
Cellular component (GO): Sec62/Sec63 complex
Molecular function (GO): transmembrane protein transporter activity; RNA binding
Source: RefSeq, a predicted model, not a curated record